This is a messenger RNA of Poeciliopsis prolifica (blackstripe livebearer), 628 nucleotides long. RefSeq names its product butyrophilin subfamily 1 member A1-like. Gene Ontology annotation, biological process: T cell costimulation; cellular response to lipopolysaccharide; immune response. Lineage: Eukaryota; Metazoa; Chordata; Actinopteri; Cyprinodontiformes; Poeciliidae. The record is from RefSeq and is a predicted model, not a curated record. The transcript is spliced from 3 exons. The coding region runs from base 86 to 628 and encodes 180 amino acids. Gene Ontology annotation, cellular component: external side of plasma membrane.
AUCAGACCACAGGCAGCUUCAGAUCAACAGCAGUGGCAGCAGGCAGCUUAACAUCAGGCUGAACUGAGGAUCUUACUGAGAAACCAUGAAGAUCUUCGUCUUUCUCUGCUUCGCUCUGAGUUUCAUGGAUCUGUGUCUCUGUGGAGAUCCUGUAAACAUCAAAGCAGAACCAGGAGAGAACGUUAAUCUGCCAUGUGAAGCUGACAGGAACAGCAAAGUCUCAGUUGUAGACCUGACCAGAAACGACCUGGAACCAGAAUGUGUGUUUCUCUACAGGGAUGAACAGAUUGAUGUAAAUCUCCAGAACGCUCAGUACUUGGGCCGAACAGAACUCCUCAGCCAUUACAUCACUGAUAGAAACGUCAAUGUGACUAUAACCAAUGUGACAGAGAAAGACAGUGGAGAAUAUGAAUGCCGUGUUCAGACUGAAAUAAGAAGCAACACACGCAGCAAGAGAGCCGCUUCAGAAAAAACCACCAUCACCAUCAAGCUGAGUCGAGGACACAUUGUACCGGUUCUGGUGAUGUUUGCUGUGGUUGCUGUUCUGGCUCCUCUGGCUGUGUUUGUCUGGAAGAAGAGAAAUGUUUCUCCUCCCCAGGAUGAAACUGUAGAGACUCUUCAGCCCUGA